AUGUCAAUAGGACUUAAAACCGAAAUUUUGGGAAAUAAACAAGAAAAUAUUGAGAGGGCUAAUACCAGCUUGAAAUCAAAAAAUAUUAACUACAAAAAUUCUUAUGGACAUACUCCGCUUGCACUAGCAGUGAAAGAGGGACAUUUAGAAACUGUCUGAGAAUUAAUUAAUCAAGGCGCCGAUAUAAAUGCAACUAAUGAUGUAAACUUUAGUUCAGUAGGUAGGGCAAAGUAUUCUAUUUCUUGCUUGUUGGCAUAAUCGGGAGAAUCUUGCAAAAUUGCUUAUAGAUAAAAAUGCUAAAAUUGAUUUAGCAGACAAUAGAGGUUGAACGCCUUUGACAAUUAGUGUUUAUCAUAACUACACUAAUAUUAUCGAAAUUUUAUUGAAUGCUGGCUGCAAUGUUGAAUAUAAGGAUUGUGUAAAAAUUAUAUAGUUUGGAAAAACGCCUGCUGAAAGAGCAAAAAAUAUUGAUACAGUUAUUCUAUUGCAAAAGGCAGCGGAAUCAAGAAAAAAUAAACGGUGAAAUUUAGCCUCUUCAGCAAAAAAUCCUACAGAAAAUUUAUCAACAAGCCUUGAUUCAAAAUAUAAAGAAAUUCUGGCUGGAAUUCCUAUUAAAUCAAGCCAUAGCCGGCAUAUUAGUGAAGCCUUGAUAUCUAUACAAUCAGAGCCUUCUUUUAAAUCUUUUUCACGAAACACAACCCCAAAUAGGCUGAAAACAAAUUUAAGCACAAUUUCUGAAUCUGUUAAGCCUGAUUUUAGAAGAAAAAUAAAAGAAGGAAUGGAAAAUUACAUAAAUAGCUCUGCCCGUAAAUUUGAAGAAAAAUUUAAAAAUGAUUGAUUUAAAAAAAUGGGACAGACUUUGAAUGAGCAUCUAAAAAAUACCAAAAUAUCUUUAGAAAAAGAAGCUGAAAAUCUUUUGAAUAAAAUAUGAAAAGAUACAUCCAUUAAAUCAAAAGAAAUUAUACCAAAAUUAAACUCUCAAAAGAAAAAUGAGCCUCAUUGCAGAAAUAAAAUAAAAAAAAUUAGAUCAUAUAGUGAAGGAAAUAUUAAAAUUGAAAAUUCAGUUUAUAUACAAACAGAAUCAAUAAAUGAUGUUGCAAGCCAAAUACUUAGACAUGCUGAGCGUCAGUAUAUGAAAAUUCAAGAGAAAGCCAAAAAAGCAAGCCUUUCAAAAAUAGCAAAAGAAAUAAACACUAAAGUUUCAGAAAGCAAGCAUAUCAUAAUUUUGAAUUUUCAAGAUACUUUAACUAAUGUAGAAGCAAGUCUGAAAAGCCAUAUAGAGAAUACCUUGAAUAACAAGUUAGAGGAAAUUUCUUAUCAAAAUUUUUCAUUUUCUAAUCGAUACAUUGAGCCUGUACCAAAGAAAGAUGAAGAUUAUUCAUUUAUUGAUGAUAUUAUUAAAGACAAUCCAAUGGAAAAUGAUAUAUUUCAAAAGAAAAUUGCUGGUUCUGGUGAGCGAAAUGACUUAAGCCAAGAUAGUGCCUUUGAUUAUAUUGAAAGCAUAACUAAAAAUUAUGAGCAAUAUAGAAGUCCUCAGGCAAUACCCUCUAAAAGCAAUCUUAAACCCAGAAAAGUUGAUAACUUAGCUAAGGAGCAAUCAUAUCUUAGAGAAAUGAAUCUAAAAUAG
Molecule: messenger RNA, 1627 nt
Organism: Blepharisma stoltei
Lineage: Eukaryota; Ciliophora; Heterotrichea; Heterotrichida; Blepharismidae
Source: the annotation of a GenBank genome assembly